Molecule: messenger RNA, 1485 nt
Organism: Symbiodinium sp. CCMP2592
Lineage: Eukaryota; Dinophyceae; Suessiales; Symbiodiniaceae
Source: the annotation of a GenBank genome assembly
AUGUCCAAAACAUGGGCACUCUAUCCGAAGAGCGUGAAGAGGAUUCUUGACAAGACCUGGAGCCGCGAAGUCACGUUUAGGCAGACGUGGCACGGCCCUGAGCGCUCCGACACCAUCGAAGCGGAGCAGUGUCUCAGGCCAAUAAUCGCAAACAGCGAUUCCUCCGAUGAGCUCAACACGAAGCAGCCUCCGGAAGCUCAAACGAGUGCUAGCCAUCUCGAUGUUCAAGAAGAUGGUUGUAUCCGGCAUGCAGAUCAAGGCUCAAGGCUUGAUUGCAACGAGGCAGGAUCAGCCGGUCCGAUGUUGACCUCCGCGAGACGAGACGAUGCAGAAGCAUUGGAUGUGGCAGAGACAGAGGUUGCCAAGGAAGAACCUUACAGCCGCAAGCCCCCGGAAGGCUGCAUUCUUACAUCACGUGAAAGUUCCAGCCUCCUUACCGCCAGCUGGGUGAUGCGUGAGUCGAGACAGGCACCCCCAAAAGAACAGCUUGGCCGAAUUGAGGAACACAAGGGCUACAAAUCUGCACUGGAUGUGUUGCAUGAACUUUCAGCUCGGCAGCCUGCCGAGAAGAGUGCGAGAAGGACCGCACACGGAUCCGAUCGUGCACUUCCUUCCCCAUUGAUCAUGGAACAUCAUCACGUCCAUAGACAUCGUCAUCGGCAUCACCGCCAGGUCAAGGAAUCGGAAGAGGAGGCGAUGCUGGCGGCGCUGAAGGUGCCCAAAUCUUCUCAGCAAGAGGAGAUGACCCUGCGUUUGCCUCCUCUGAACUCCAAGCACGAGCACGCAGCAAAGCGCAAAGUGAAGGUGCCACGAACAUCCUUGUCUCUUCCUGUUCUACGUCACGGCGAGCUCCCCUUCUCUCAAAGGCCUCGAGAUGCUGACGUGAGUUAUCGCCCUCAAGGGGCAGGUACACCAAAUACUGUUACUGCCUCCUCGACUUGCUGCCAGCUUGGAUGUAUGGGGCAAAUUGCGCGGAACUGUGCUCAGGCGUGGUGCGUACUUACGCUUCACUUCGGUGUGGCCGCUGACGACCUGGUGCCGUUGCAGGUAGAACUCCCUCCUGAAGUCGAAAAGAUGUUUGAUGAGAUGUGCGAGCUGGAAGGAGUUACCAAGUCGGAAAUGCUGACCCGCUGGAUAGACGCGCGAUGGGAAGCCAUGGGCUACCAGGAUUCUGAUCUGACCGAGGACGUUCUGGACAAGUGCAAGGAUUCCGAGUGCUCUUUACCUGGGGAGCCCAGGAGCACCAAAGAGCCCAUCGCCGACAGCAUAGCUGAAAGUGGAGAAGGUGUUUCCAGCCCAAGUGCCGGGAGGUCGGCGUUAAGCAGGGAGCAUGAGCCGCUUGAACGCCGGUCACCACCACCAAGUCCAUCAACUCUCGCAUCUGCCAUGGAUGAUGACGAUGACGACGAGGAGGACGGCGUGCCAGAUAUAGAGACCUGGAUGCGUCGAUACGCCUCAAGAGGCUCAGCAGAAGAAGACGAGUGA